AUGCGUAAAGCUUUUGAGGAAGAAUCCAUUCAGAAAAGCCUGCUACUCACUUCCACAGGAGCUGGAAUCAUUAACAUAAUCGAGUCUGGUUACAAGAUCCCUGAACUGUCUCAGUAUCUUGACUAUAUUCAGGUCAUGACAUAUGAUCUUCAUGAUUCCAAAGAUGGCUACACUGGAGAAAAUAGUCCCCUUUAUAGAUCUCCAUAUGACAUUGGAAAGAGUGCUGAUCUCAAUGUGGAUUCAAUCAUUACCUACUGGAAGGACCAUGGAGCAGCACCUGAGAAGCUCAUUGUGGGAUUUCCAGCAUAUGGGCACACCUUUAUCCUGAGUGACCCUUCUAAGACUGGAAUUGGUGACCCUACUGUUAGUGCUGGCCCACCAGGGAAGUACACAGAUGAACCAGGACUCCUGGCUUACUAUGAGAUUUGUACAUUUCUGAAUGAAGGAGCCAUUGAGGUCUGGGAUGCCACCCAGGAAGUACCCUAUGCCUAUCAGGGUAAUNAGUGGGUUGGUUAUGACAAUAUCAGGAGCUUCACAUUGAAGGCUCAGUGGCUCAAGGANAACAAUUUAGGAGGUGCUGUNGUCUGGCCCCUGGACAUGGAUGACUUCAGUGGUUCUUUCUGUCACGAGGGACGUUUCCCUCUGACAUCUAUUUUAAAGAGAGAUCUGAAUGUACACAGUGCAAGUUGCAAGGCCCCUUAUCGAGGCGAGCUUUAG
Molecule: messenger RNA, 717 nt
Organism: Mus pahari (shrew mouse)
Lineage: Eukaryota; Metazoa; Chordata; Mammalia; Rodentia; Muridae
Product: chitinase-like protein 4
Exons: 6
Coding region: 1-717 (238 amino acids)
Biological process (GO): carbohydrate metabolic process; chitin catabolic process
Cellular component (GO): extracellular region
Molecular function (GO): chitin binding
Source: RefSeq, a predicted model, not a curated record